AUGUCUACUGGCUCCACAAGCUAUCGACACAAGGCAUCGUCAGCAGCAGUUUCCGGUGACCAUUCGUUAGGAGGCUCAAAGAUCGGCCAAGAAAGUAACACCGAGGGCAAUUUUACGAUGACGGCAGGCCCUAUAAACAUGGUUUCAGGGUCUUCGGUCUCCUACACCGUUCCAAGCUAUGCUGUUGCCUACUUCGUUUCCAAUCUCUUUCAGCUGAAAAGGGCACCUCGACGCGCAACAGGCAUCUCGAUGCGACGGUAUCGCAAAGGCGAACAAGCUAGAUAG
This is a messenger RNA of Botrytis porri, 285 nucleotides long. RefSeq lists its product as uncharacterized. NCBI's taxonomy places the organism in Eukaryota, Fungi, Ascomycota, Leotiomycetes, Helotiales, Sclerotiniaceae. The record is from RefSeq and is a predicted model, not a curated record. Bases 1 to 285 code for a protein of 94 amino acids. The transcript has 2 exons.